UGUGGUUUGGGACUCAAGGUUCGCCCUCUCCCAGGGGACGAGGAGUGGCCCGGCUUGAAUCUCUUUAGGGCUUACUGCCCCCUGCAGGGUAGUGGAGGAACUGCCCUGAGAGGGGUCUGCUGGCCGAGGGGCGGAACCCUCGCACCCCCCUUCUUCAGACAAGAGUACUAAACGGAUGAAUACAGUUAACAUGAAUGUUAAAGGCGGCCUUGAAGAAAACAGAGGAAUGAAAUUUAGAGGCCUCAGUCUCGAAUGGGCCUGGCUAGUGAGAGAAGCCAACGUGGGUCUGUUGCAGAAAUAUUCCGACGUUUUUACAGGGCCUGUUGACCCUAGCCACAUUUUAAACUACACACUUUCAUCAAACAAAAACCAUCAUUUUGAGGGUUCUGAGGUUCUUGGCUUUCAGAAGGACGGACUAGAAUGAUUAGCCGCAUUUUGGUGACUCUUUAAAAAAAAGUGAACACUGGGGAAUUUCUAUAAGGGAAAUUGAAGGGUUUGGCAACUUAAUUUGCAUUUGUGAUCUUUGGCGGUAGGUGGUAUGGAGCUCAUUGGAACUCUGUCCAAUGAGGACUAGCUUAAUCAUUCCAAGGUCAUUUUUGCCCUGUAGGAACAGCAGUGAGUGAUGUGACUGGACACAUCAUCUCCCAACAACGCCUUGGCUGCUGCAGAUAAGUCACCAUAUAGUAAUGGAGGAAUUGGAGCAAGGCCUGUUGAUGCAGCCAUGGGCUUGGCUACAGCUUGCUGAGAACUCCCUCCUGGCCAAGGCUUAUAUCACCAAACAGGGCUAUACCUUGCUUGUUUCGGAUCUUCACCAGGUGUGGCAUGAACAGGUGGAUACUAGUGUGGUCAGCCAGCGAGCCAAGGAGCUGAACAAGCGUCUGACUGCUCCCCCUGCGGCUUUUCUCUGUCACUUGGAUAAUCUGCUUCGCCCAUUGUUGAAGGACAUUGCUCACCCUAGUGAAGCGACCUUCUCUUGUGAUCGUGUGGCAGAGGCAUUGAUUCUACGGGUGCGGAGUGAGCUUUCUGGUCUCCCGUUCUAUUGGAACUUCCACUGCAUUCUAGCUAGUCCUUCCCUGGUCUCCCAACAUUUGAUUCGUCCUUUGAUGGGCAUGAGUCUGGCCUUGCAGGGCCACGUGAAGGAGUUGUCAACAUUGCUUCGGAUGAAAGAUCUAGAGAUCCAGGACUACCAGGAGAGUGGGGCUAUGCUGAGCCGAGGUCGAUUGAAGACAGAGCCAUUUGAAGAAAAUGCUUUCUUGGAACAGUUUAUGGUAGAGAUGAGGAAACUGGAAGUCCUUGAGUUUCCCCUAGGUUACAUAGCAAGUAAGAAGCAGAGCCAAGACUCAAACCAGAAGCUACCAGAGGCAUGCAGAGUUGGUAAUGGCAGGCCCUUUGUCAUGCAUCUGCAGAGUCUGUAUGUGGCAGUCACCAAACAGGAGGUCCAAAUGGGACAGAAGCAUCAAGACACUGUUUCAGGAGAUGCUCAUACCUCAAGCAGCACCUUCCUUCAAGCUACUGAUAACCAGCUUCCAAGUCAGCCAGAACAGCCAGUCUCUUCAGCACCAGCCCUCUCAGUGCUUGAAAAAGAGCCCCUGGAUACUUCAGGCCCUGUGCAGAGAACUCAGCUGUCAAAGGUCAAGAGGAAGAAGCCGCGGGGCCUCUUUAGUUAACCAGUCAUGAGCUCAGCUGCUGAGGAUGCACCAGAAGAACAACUCCCAAACAUCACAUGGAAAGGAGCUCACAUGACAGUUUCUCUCAAACAGAGUUACAAUCAAAGGUCCACUCUCAGAGCAAGAGAACUAAGCUCAUGGCGACAUGUUUCCUGAAUGGGUUACUGUUAAACAAGAAAAGCUUGGUGCCAUCCCAUGGAGCAUUGGCCUUCCCUGGUACAGUGGAAGCCAGUCUCUGGAAUCCAGUCUCUUUUGGUGGAGGUUCUUUAGACUUUAGGAUAUAGAGCAAGUCUUCAAAAAGGAACUGUGUGUCCAGGAAGCCUGUGUAUUCCUCUUCUGAGUCCCUAGCCAGUCCCAGAUGCUCCCCAGAGACCCACUUCUCUCUUUAGCAUAGAAUUAAAAGCACAGUCCCUUGUGUUUGAGAUAUGUAUCUGUGGAACUCAACCCACCUCACCUCACCUCACCUCACCUGUUGUCCUCUCUGGGUGAAGUCUGUGUCCUCAGUCCAAUCCUUCAAAUUUAUCUUAAGCUUCUCUGUUGUAGUCUGAGCUAAGACUCCAUUUCAGAGGUUUUGAUCUCCAGAAUUCUUUCCAUAAGCACAAGAUAAGAUACACUGCUGGGCUGGGGAAAUAGCUCAGUUGGUAGAGUGCUUGCCUAGCAUGCACAAAGCCCUGGGUUCAAUCCCUAGCACCACCACCCCCCCCAAAAAAAAAAUACGCUGCUGCUCUCCUUUGCCAAUUGGAUGUGUUUUCUGCCUGCUUACAAGAUCUAAACAACAGGUUAAACCACAGUGCCAUGUUGAAAUUACAAAGAACUUUGAACACUAGGGCCAAGGUAGGUUCUCAUGGGUGGGAGAAAAAUGAAUUUGACUUCUUCAUUCUUCAUUCCACUUUAGAUAACAUACUAAGUAGAGAACUAGGAUAACAGAGAAUAGGAAGUGACCCAAGAGUUCCCAAGGACAACAGAAUUGGCCUGUAGAACUUUCCUACCAGGAAAGAGUGUGAAGGCAUAGGAAACAGGCAAAGUCUGAGACAGUCACCUCUUGAACACCCCAGGACUGGCACAGUCCCUUGACCUUCUCUGCCAGGUCUUUCUCAAUUGUAACAUUAUCUUAAACUUCACCUUGAAGGCAGAGGAAUGAAAGUCAGCCUUAGACUGGGAAUCCCAGCUUCUUGAGAGACUGAAGCAAGAGAAUCAUAAGUUCAAGGACCAUCAGUUCAUGGCCUGCCUGGGCAACUGAGUGAGACCCUGUCUCAAAAUAAGAAGUAAAAAGGAUUGAAGAUGUAGCUCAGGAGAGAGCACUUGCCUAGCAAGCACAAGGCCCUGGGUUCAAUCUCCAGUGCCUCCCCCAGUGAAACACACACACACAUACACAUAGUAGAACUCAGAUGUUCACUGGGAACCCUGCAGUAGCAGGUGGGAGAAUGCAGAGGCCUUUUCUGGUGUGUUUACUUUUGCUGGCCUCCUUGUCUGUGUUUCCUCUCUAGCUGGGUUAAUGUUUCUGCAUUGAUGUAGCCCACAGAAGGAGGACCAUUCAAAGAAUAAUAAAGUACUAGUUAUUAUAAUAAGAACAUCAGCUACCAUUUAUUAAGCCAUUAAAGUGUAUCAAGUAGUCUGUCUAAUAAGUGCCUGACAUUGAAGCCUCACAACAUCUGAGGAAGAUACUGUUCACUCAGUAGGAAAUUGAGUCUUUAAGUGAUUGAGUGACUUAGCGAAGGUCAUGCAGCUAAUAAGUGACAGCAAGAAUUUGAACUAGGGGCUGGGGACGUGGCUCAAGCGGUAGCGCACUCGCCUGGCAUGCGUGCAGCCCGGGUUCGAUCCUCAGCACCACAUACAAACAAAGAUGUUGUGUCUGUCGAAAACUAAAAAAUAAAUAUUAAAAUUCUCUCUCUUUAAAAAAAAAAGAAUUUGAACUAGGACUACUGAAUUCUUAACAGCAUUAUUACAGAUACACUGAAGACACUUGUCUUUUUUUUUUUUUUUUUGCAGUACUAGAAUUGAGCCCAAGGAGGCUCUACCACUGAGCUAGAUUCCCAGUCCUUUUUGAGACAAUCUUAAGUUGCCAAGGCUAUCCUUGAACUUCUGAUCCUCCUACUUCAGUCUCCCAAGUUGCUGGGAUCACAGGUGUAGUUGCUGGGAUCACAGAUGUAGUUGCUGGGAUCACACCCAGCUCUGGAAACACUUUUUCCAGGAGUGCUGUUGGGUCUUCUUCCAAUAUUGUAUAGCACCCACCUUUAUCCUACGACCCUGCCUCCUUCCAAGGGAUGCUCCCCUCCAUGUGGGUUCUUCAAGGCAGGAAGCUUUGAGCGCACUCCAGAACUCAUGCCCUUGUCUUUUCCUGCCAACAGCUUUUGAGAGGGCCACCAAGCAUCCCAGUUGCUAGUGAUAACUUCUCUUUACCUCCAGACCAUAGCACCCCAGUGCGUGCCCACUAGUAAUGACUAUCAUCAAAGCAAUUUGGAACCUAUGUGAAAACAGCGUAUCAGCUGGGUCACCUUGUUCUGUACUUUCCUUUUAGCAUAAAUCAGGUAGCCAGAUUUUGGAGUUUUCAUGAUAUAAGACCACAUAAAAAAGGGAGGCUUUCCCAGCAAGCUUGGGGAAAAAAUAGGAGUUCUUUCACUCUGGAUAAAUCCCUCUGCCUAAGAGCAAAGUCUCAAGCAGGCAUUUUUAAUCAGGGGGACAAGGGGCCUAUGACUUUCCUAAAAUUGUAAGAAAAAUCCUUAGAGUAUAACUUUCUUCAUUUCUUAUAAGAUGACAUGACUUUAAAAGUUAAGUAAGUUUAUGCCUGAGAACCUUCCUGUCCACUACCCCUGCAUUCUCAAAGGUUGCUCCCUCCUUAAGGGCAUUUCUUAAAUGCAUCCUCAGGGAAACAUCCCUGCUAGAGGCCUUGCCUUGGGUAUCCUUGAGCCCUUACCCAAGCUGGGGGUAGUGGUUGAGAAUUAUUCUUCCAAGGAAAUCACUGCUUUGACAAAUUGGCCCAGCCAGGCUGUAUUCCAGCCCUGCCCCCUGGCUUGGGCCCCUCCCUGAGGCCCCCAGCCUGGCCCAACCCCCACUCCAAAUGCACAUAAAAGGGUCGAAUUCUCGUGGCUGCUCCAUAAAUUUUAUUCCGUAAAUAUUAGUUUUCCCUGUGUUUAAUAAAGCAGUGGCCCACCUCCCCGCCUACCCGCCCGCUCCCCGGGGCCGGGGCUGGGGCCAGGGCUGGCUGGUGGGAGAAGGGACUCUUUCAAUUGCUUUGGAGUAUUUUUAGAAAAAAAAAUAAUAUAAGGUGGUUUACAUGAGCAAGCCAGCAAACCAGGAGCAGGACUUGGGACCUCGAGGAAGUUCCUGCAACAACUUGAUCUAAAAAGUAGAGAAAUAGCGCCACCUAGGUUGUAGGGUCUACUUGGCCUUGCUGGCUGGUCCCAGGGCAGUCAGCUAAGACUCGCAUUCUCCUUUCUGGGAGAGAAAUCCUCAUCUCUAUGCCCCAGCUGGGUAGCUCCACCUUAUUUCAUACCUCAUGAGGCUUCUUUCUCAUCAACCCUUAAAAGCACAGUCCAGAUUGGGUUCUGUAUAAUCCUGCCAGCGCUUUUCUCCCAGAUCAGGGUUCCAGGGUAUGGUAAAGUUACUGAGAUGGAGGAAGGAAGCUUCUAGUCACCAUCUUCCCCUGAGACCUGAGGAACUAGCCCCAGAAUUGCUAGGGCAUAAGGUAACAGGGAGUAAAAUCUGUGCUCCUGUGCUCUGGAUGGCAGAGUCUAUCCCAGUCAGACCAGAAUCCUUCCAUCAGCCUGCUAUGGGGCACCUACCAUGAUUGGCUGCAGGACACUGGGGGAAGGAAAGAUGCCACCUCUUCUGAUACUCAACCCUACUGCUUCUUGCUUUUAUCCUGUGGUACAUUUGGACUCCUUUGCUUUCCUUCCUGUUCAUUUAAACCUUCCUUUCCUAAGUCCUUCCCUUCUCCCUAGUCCAGCUCUGUUGGGAGAUAUUCAGGAGCCCUUGUGUACUCUGUGCAAAGAUGGUAGCAGGAGUAGGGCAACACUUUCUCAUUCCUGACAGUGUCACCAGGGAUAGUUUCUUCUCCUAUUUUGUCCCUCACUUUCUCUUACUUUUUUAACUGGGAAGAUUUGCUCCAAAGAGUUUAGGGAAGCCUAAAUCCUCAUAGUAACCCCCAUGUGGUGAGCUCACUCUGAUCUGUCUUGCUAUUAAUGUAAUCUGUAUUAGCAGGCACAUUUGUGAUUUUUUUUUGUUUUUCUUCUUUCAUUAGCUUAUACUCCAUGAGAAGAGAGUAAGUUUUUAACCUAACUCAGAAAAUAUACUGUGAUGGUAUUCCAGUAUAGUACAACGAAGUGUUAGCUGAGUUUUCAAACACUUUGACUCACCUAGGAAGAUUGUGCCAGAUAUGUUUUUCUACACUUUGCCCUGGAGUAGUUUCUGUCUUCUAAUUGUCCCAAAGAAGAAAGUGUUCAAAAGGAGUAAAUAACAUACUGCAAGGAAGCCACCAAACUCAGUGCUCAAAAACCAUGGUCACUAAUUCCUGUUACCAACAUUCAUAUAUGUAUGAGCUGACAAAAUUGUACUGGAUGAUACUGGGCCCUUACAUACAGAGAAAAAUGUGGGAAAAGGAGAAAGCUCACACUUUAAAGGGGUGUUUCCCUAUUGCUGUAACCCUUAGGAAGCUUCUAGAGGAUAUUCCUGUCCAGGGUUCCCUAUUGCUUUAGGUCCCUUUCUUGUCUCCUCUGUGAUCCUUAUCUGUGGCCAGGGUCACAGAUGAUCCCACCCUAUGGGAGUGUACCAGCAAGGAAGGUACCAGGUAGCCUGUCUGUGUGUUAGGGACAGGGACCCUGAGGAUUCGUUCUGUAUUUGAGGAGCUGGAAAGUAAUACAUCUCUCAGUCUUUUAUCCCAGAACCCUUUUAUGUAUACUUUCCAUCUCCUGAGAAUUUCUCUAUGGUCAUCCUUUAUGCAUCCCCUCAGUUUUAGGGGUCUCCUUUCCGUACUCUGGUACCUGGGAUGUCAUUAGAUAGCACCAAAGUAUUCUAGCAAAUGCUCACUCUUCUGAGCUGGUAAUUCCCACCCCCACUGAGUUUUCUUAUCUGGAACUCAACAGAUCUUUUGCCACUAUUUACACCCUUGGACCCCUUUGAAUAAGUGCUGGUCCCUAAGCACCCAACUCUCAUGGAUUCCUAAGAAUCUGGACCAGCCUACCAGGGGAACCCGGAAGAGGCAUUGAAAGAACUCCAGGGUGUGGGGAGCACACAGCCUUUGACUCACCUGGGAAGAUUGUGCCAGGAUUACUUGUCCUGCUGGGCCAAGGGCCAGCAGUUAAAGGAACAUGCAAUGCCACACUCUCCUCUUCACUUUGGGGUCCAAAAUAGUAGCAAGGUUAGAAUAGGGAAGUAGGGCAUGGGGGCUGCUGGGAGUCCCUUCUGAAAUCUGGGUGUUGUAUUUACUUUUUCAUAUUGGCAGCUGGAAGGGGAAGCCCAUCCCAGCUUGGCAUUGUUGUCUAACGUGGUUAAUCAGAUCCUAUAAUCCUGCUGUGGAAAUAUUGGGCCUCACUCAAAACAAUAGAGACCAAGAAUAUUGUAGUUAAAUUUCAACCAACUGCCUCCCUGGCCUGUUUGCCUAACCCCUACCCCCCUCUCUAGGGCCAGAGUCCUCCCAGCUUUAUGGACCCCUGAUAGGAUCGACAGCUGGUCAGAAAUCGGGACAGGAGACAGGAAUGGAGUAGGGGAAGAGCGAUCCCCUUGACUGGCACUCCAUCCUGCCUUCUCCCUCUCUUCCAAGGCCUUGAAGGGUGGAUAGAGGAUGAUAAAAUGGGUUCAAGCUGGUAGGGAAGCCCUACAGGUGUGAGUCUUAGCUCAGGGGUCAAGAAUAGUACUGCUGGGAAUCAUUGGUGACAAAGAGAUCUUUUAUUCAAGACAGAAAAAGACCUCUGCCAAGUGAGAAGGAGAGAUUGUCAGUUUCAUUUAUUACUGGUGUCUGAUGCUUCCAAGGCACAAAGCAAUACUAGUUGGUCCUGUGUCACCCAUGGGAGGAAUGGGAAGGCACUGGUUGGGUGAGAUGGAAUUUUUUGUGUCAUCAGUAAUCCAAUAACAGCAAUAUUACUACUGAUACUCUGAUGAUAUAUAAAGGUGAUACUGAUAAGACAACCUGAAUGCUUUUCUGAUGGUGGUGAUGUCCAUUGUGUUUAAUAAGUACAAAUUAAAUAUGGCAAAAUAAUUUUUAAAAUGGAAUAGCAGGACAAAAGGGAUAGGUUGUUUGAGAAGAUAGGUUAAUUUUGAAUCAAAAAUGGAAAAGAUGCAGUGUCUGGAUUUUGCGAAUGGGGAGAUUGAACACAAUGACGUGUUAAGCAAGAGGCUGGGAGAGUUCCUCCUGCAGAUGCUUCACCCGACUAUGAAGUGGCCAACUUGAGUUUGAACUUGGCUGUUCAAACCCAAGACACAGGGACAUGGCUUGCAGCCACGCUGUUUUGGAGGCGUCACUAGUCAAGAAGGUGAAGUACAGUGAGGCCCCAGCUCCAGCACUCUGGACUAUUGAACGGUCAAAGUGUAUGUGCGUUUUUAGGAUUUGAAGAAUGAAAAUCGCAGAACAGUGCCAAAUGAAACUGCAUUAAUCUGUCUCCAGAGGGUGGGGGUGGCACUACAGCAGAAAACCCUGGCAGAUGUUCUCACUAGGGUGCUCUGUGAUGAUCCAGGGACUGGUGUGGUCAUUCAUCAAAGCCAGGGUGAAGCAGGGACUGAACUUUCCACCUGCAGUACAUCUGGGAAGCUGUUCUGAGAAAUGAGAAUCUAAGACAUAUGCAUGAUUCUGGACCGGAAUCCCAGAAGUAACUUCAUGGUGGUUGCUGACCGGGACUGAAGCAGGUAGAGAACCUGAUACCAAAUGAUCUAAAAAUGAUGGAAAAUACUUCAAAAUGUAAGCAAUUGGGUAAUGAGUGGGAAGAAUUCAAUGAGAAGAAAGAUUCCCACAGAAGCCCCAGAGGAUGGGCUGUAUUUCUGAAGGAGAAGAAGAAUAUAAGAAGCCAAGUUGGUUGGUUAAACCUCAUGCUGUUCAUACACUUGAAUUGCAAAUGGGAAAAUCUAAACUGAAAACAUCACUACAAUGAAUUUCCAAAGAAUGGCACCAGUUUGUAGGCAUUGUUGUAAUAGAUUUUUAAAAACCUAUAUUCAACAAGAAACAGGAAUAAUUAAACAUGCGUUAAUUUUAA
This is a messenger RNA of Marmota monax (woodchuck), 8848 nucleotides long. It is a transcript of the gene Nhej1, whose product is annotated as non-homologous end joining factor 1. Lineage: Eukaryota; Metazoa; Chordata; Mammalia; Rodentia; Sciuridae. Gene Ontology annotation, cellular component: DNA ligase IV complex; nucleus. Gene Ontology annotation, molecular function: DNA end binding. Gene Ontology annotation, biological process: double-strand break repair via nonhomologous end joining. The transcript is spliced from 9 exons. The record is from RefSeq and is a predicted model, not a curated record. The coding region runs from base 687 to 1667 and encodes 326 amino acids.